CCCUGUCAUCACUACAUGCGACGACUGGCGCCCACGAUGCGAUUGCAUUUUUCGUCCUCCAGAUGUCUGGAGGACCCAUCCCGUUUAACAGCCUCGACUUUACGAGGCGCCAGUCGAGCGAUUUUUUGCUGCUCCCUGUAUCCUACCAUAGUCCUACCGAAGAGCACGACAACGUGCCCUACGCUGGAGGAGGCGGACAGCAAGACAGCCAAUCGCCUGGCAAUUCUCCUCCCCAGCCGCCGCCGCCUUCUUUUACCUACCCUUUUCCCGACGACGGCGCCAAUGCCCCGCUCUAUGGGCAGCAGUUUGGCUUCCCUCCGCAGCCAGCGCAGCCGCAUCCUUACGCGGGCGCGGUGCCUCUACAGCAGCCCUAUUACCCUCCCGUCCCACAGGCGCCGGACCCGUUGUUCUCUCUCCAUGCCCAGCACCCCUUGCAAAAUUAUCCUCCGCAGAAUUACGGCCCUCGCUCGUAUGAACAGUCGAUCCAUGCGCAGACAGCUUCGCCCCCGCUCGAACAGCUCUACUCGAGCAACAUGUAUCUCCAUCCGCCUCCUCCCGCCAGCGACUCGUCCAGCUCUCCCGAGGCCUCGGAGGAGCCGCCGGAGGUCAACGCUAUCCUGAUAGCGCGCGACGAGCAGAAUGAAGCCUAUAUUCGUAACAAGCUGAGAGUCCCCGACAGCGUCCCCGUCAACCUCGAUCUCGUCCGGCAGCGCGGGCGUGAACGCCCCGAGGCCUCCCUCUAGGACUGAUCACCGUCCGUGGCACGGCGACGGUGAGCACGGUCACGGUGUACCGCGGUCACGGCCGUGAGCUCAACGGACCGGGUGGCACGUCCCACAACCCUCGCACGGCACGGCUUGAUCACGGAGACGGUCAUCACGGUCGUCGACGGUAACACGAACAUUGGCAUGCUACUAGGGUAGUACGAUAUAACAAGAAUGUGUUUGUAAGAAGUAUCUAAACAACA
Molecule: messenger RNA, 967 nt
Organism: Schizophyllum commune H4-8
Lineage: Eukaryota; Fungi; Basidiomycota; Agaricomycetes; Agaricales; Schizophyllaceae
Exons: 3
Coding region: 63-743 (226 amino acids)
Source: RefSeq, a predicted model, not a curated record